UGCAGAUUAGAAGAAGAAAAGUAGUACUUGAGCGGACUCUUGAGGCGUGCUGGUCUUUACCGUGGCGUGUUAAAGUCGACCGCACAUAUUUAAAGAGCGGCCGGUAAACUUUGCGAAAGGGAAAACCGUGUGAAAGCUCGCGAACCCCUUUUUUUUUUUUUUUUUUCUUUUUCUUUUCUAGUUACCCCUUCUACUAGGCAUGCCAAUUCACGUCCAAUUAAACGUAAUAACGAUCCGUUGGCUUUGAACGCGAAAAGAACAACCGCACUUUGGAUUACACGUUUUUACAUCACGAUCGUCCGAGACGGAGAGAGGAAUAUACCAGAGAUUAUAACCCAUGGCAAAAGGUGUUUCACCUGUGAAACGUAUCGAUCGAUAAUGUAGAAAACGAAACAUUUUGACGAGCAUCGAUCAUAAUCGUGGAAGGAAACGACGGUUUGGCCGGAUGUUCCCCGGUAAAGGGGAAAGAAAAACGAGAGGCAUAUCCCAAUGAGAGCCGAGUCAUCGCACUUGCCGAGUGCCUCUUAUCUUUCCGGCUGGUGGAAGUUCUGGUUGUAGGUUAGAGACACUCGUCGUGGAUCGGGGAGGAGAGUGAGAUCGAAUCGAUCGAUCGACGACUUUCGAAGGGAGCUUUCUACUCGAGUUUUCCUGACCUAAGAACACAGGCCUGGUGUAGAGUGGCGUUGGAACGGGGUGGAGUGGGCUCUAACACAGAAUGGGCCACCGGAGUGGGGGGAGGGAAGAUAUUCGAGUGAGAGAAUCUCACGAUCCCCUUUCGAGCAUCCUCUUCCCCCCUGCCACGCGACAACGACGAUGACUGCAGAUUUGUCUUUUCUUUCUCGUCUCGUGGAACCUCGCGACCUCUUAUCGCCCACGACACGCGCCCCCUCCCCUCGUCGUUAGGCCGGCUUUCUCGAAUCGGUCGCGUGACGAUGGCUAAUUAAAAGUCCAAAGACAUCCCCGUUUCGGUCGGAUCGAUCGAAUCGUGGUCUCGUUCUUAUCGUUCCUAGUCGAGGGACAGGAUACCUUCUCCUCCCCCAACGGAAAGUUCGUUGCUUUCGUUUCGAGUGGAGUCGUCUCGUCUCGCUUUCGAUCGAUCUUCCACGAUUCUCGAGGGUCAAGAGAUAUGAUAGAAACAGAGAAUCGAGCCGAAUGAUGCCCAAUUGACGAAGACCGCGCAGUCCUAGGAAUGGCCCCAUUCAGUUCCGUCUUCCUGGGCGUCUGGGGAGUGUUCGUGAUCGUCCUUAUACAAGAAUCUAGGCCCGUCAGCUGGGAGGAAUGGUGGACCUAUGACGGUAUUUCCGGUCCCGGGUUCUGGGGUCUCAUCAAUCCGGAUUGGUGGCUGUGCCACAAGGGCAGACGUCAAUCGCCGGUGAACCUGGAACCGUCCAGGCUCCUCUUCGACCCGAACCUGCAACCCCUUCACGUGGACAAGCACAGGGUAGGUGGUGUGCUGGCGAACACUGGCCACAGCGUAGUUUUCGCCGUGGACAAUGACACGCGCCAUCCGGUCAACAUAUCUGGUGGCCCGUUGAGUUAUCGGUAUCAGUUCCACGAAAUACAUUUGCAUUUUGGGUUGGAUGAUCGGACCGGUAGCGAGCACACCGUGGACGGACACGCGUUUCCCGCGGAGUUGCAAAUAUUCGGCUUCAACUCGCAACUCUACAACAACUUCUCGGAUGCGUUACAACGGGCACAGGGGAUCGUGGCGUUGUCUCUUCUUCUCCAGGUUGGAGACCUCUCGAAUCCAGAGCUUCGAAUAUUCACCGAGCAGCUGGAUAAAAUCAAAUAUGGAGGCCAAGCGAUGGAGAUUAAACGUUUCGUGGUGCGGGAACUGCUACCAGACACGAAAUAUUACAUGACGUACGACGGCUCCAUCACGAUGCCAGCCUGCCACGAGACCACCACGUGGAUCAUCCUGAACAAGCCGAUAUACAUCACAAAGCAGCAGCUUCUCGCGUUGCGACAAUUGAUGCAAGGAGACAAGGAUCAUCCGAACGCGCCACUAGGGAAUAAUUUCAGACCGCCGCAGCCGCUUCAUCAUCGUCCCGUUCGAACAAACAUCGACUUCAACGUUCAGGGACCGAAGAACUGUCCGACGAUGAAUAGGGACAUAUACUACAAAGCCAACAGCUGGAAAUAACCCCCUUGGCAAGUUAUGGGGGUGGCUGGAGGUGAACUACGCUUUCCCUGGGUUAAACUGGAGCCACGCAGUUAAGAGGAUAGAAACCCACUGACAUAUCAAUUAAUGAGCGCGACCAGUGGUCAUCGUAUCGAUCAGAUCGAGCAGAGGCCAUCGUGGCGCGUAUGGUUGAGAGGAAGAGUGAGAGAGCGAACGAAAGAAAGAGAGAACGAGCGAGUGAGAAAAGAAGAGAGGUCAGAAUGUCGAGAAAAAGAGAGAAAGAGAUUAAAAAGAAGAAAAAUGCUUCGUUGUACUAUUAGACGUGAACUGCCAAGUAUGUUUCCAGUAACGAGAAAAAAAAAAAAAAAAAACACGCAAAGAACACGCAGAUACACAGACAAAUACACAGAGAGACACAUACAGAAGAUAUACCUAUAUAUAGAUUACAAUUUAGCGGAGAUAAGGUUAAAACAAAAAAAAAAAAAAACGUAAGAUUAACACAAGAUAUAUUAUUAUACGUAUAUCGAUCAACUAUCGAAAAAGCUAUGACUAUCGUGGCCUGUGUUGAGGUCGUUGAUGACGAUGAUGAAUAGAACUAUAGGGAUGGGGAUAGAAAUGAAAAACACGAGAUUCUUUAUGUAUAAAAGAUAUAAAAAAAAAAAAAAAAGAAGAAGAAGAAGAAGAAGGAGAAGAAGAAACUAAAGAUUUGUGCGUGAUGGAUGAUCAUGCGUACACGCCCACUCGUUCCACCACUUGCAUAUACAUGAAUACAUACGACAUACAUGCAUACAUACUAUACAUAUACACACACAUAUCGAACGAAAGUUUAUACUAUAUUCUUGUAAUAAAAUGCUGAAAAACGUA
Messenger RNA from Apis laboriosa (Himalayan honeybee), 2986 nucleotides. RefSeq names its product carbonic anhydrase-related protein 10 (gene CARPB). The coding region runs from base 1190 to 2143 and encodes 317 amino acids. Lineage: Eukaryota; Metazoa; Arthropoda; Insecta; Hymenoptera; Apidae. The transcript has 11 exons. The record is from RefSeq and is a predicted model, not a curated record. Gene Ontology annotation, molecular function: zinc ion binding; carbonate dehydratase activity.